This is a messenger RNA of Komagataella phaffii GS115, 978 nucleotides long. Its product is annotated as mitochondrial 37S ribosomal protein MRPS35. The coding region runs from base 1 to 978 and encodes 325 amino acids. Gene Ontology annotation, biological process: mitochondrial translation. Gene Ontology annotation, molecular function: structural constituent of ribosome. Gene Ontology annotation, cellular component: mitochondrial small ribosomal subunit. The transcript has 2 exons. The record is from RefSeq and is a predicted model, not a curated record. Lineage: Eukaryota; Fungi; Ascomycota; Pichiomycetes; Pichiales; Pichiaceae.
AUGAACAAGUCCCCCAAGGUGUUGUCUGGUAUCAACCUGACCCAGGUUCGUUACAGACGUACCAUUGCAUACCCCUCUUACCGCACAAAUGUGUUUGGACGUAAGCACACCAAGCUUCACAAAUCUAACCUGAAGCUGGCAAUGGACCAGUUCUUGGGCCCAAAGAACUACAAAGGCGAGUACUACUUGAACAAGUACUAUUAUGUGCCACAAAAUCAUCAACCAAACUAUGUCAAGCCCGAUUUGGAACGCGGACAAUCCGUAAAAGUUACCGCUGACUCCAAUGAUGACAAGGAAGCAAAGGACUCUUCCAACUUCCAAUACAAGCUCAAAGUGAGCCGCCAGAGGUCAUUACAACCAUUCCCAUUCAACCCCUUUUGCAAGACCAAUUUUCAAAUUUCUAAAGAUUUGAAGCAGAAGAUUGCUCGGGACAUCCUGGAGGUGGGCCUGAGUACACAGGAAGUUGCUUCCAAAUACAAGCUGAAAAUUCCAAGGAUAGAGGCUAUCGUCAAGUUGUAUAGCAUAGAACAAGAAUGGAAGCAAAACGUAAAUUUGGCCAAGAUGAGCGAGACAAUGUACAAGAUGUUCCCACUGUUUGAACCUCAUUUGAAUGGAGAGAAUCUUACAGAGAUUCCUAUUCCAACGAAAACCAAGAACUCCAGAUUUCUUACCAUUGCUGAGAGUGAACCAUUUGGACCAGUUGAGGCAGCCAAAGUGUUUGGAUUAGAACCUGCUGCCGAAACCUUAGCCAAACUAUCUGAGCAGGGAGAGCAUGCUGCUCACCAUAUGCAGGCCAAAUCCACCAGUAAGAAGAACGGGUUUUUGGCCCCGGUUUUGCAAGGAGAGAAGUCUCUUUUCAAGUUUGUGGAGGCCAAGGCUGGCACGGUCGGAUACAGAUACGGAACAUGUCUCAGAGAUAAUAAGAAGGAUCGUAAGAUCGGAUACGAUGCAAGCGGAAAGAUGGUGUAUCUCUUGUAG